Messenger RNA from Darwinula stevensoni, 729 nucleotides. The record is from the annotation of a GenBank genome assembly. Lineage: Eukaryota; Metazoa; Arthropoda; Ostracoda; Podocopida; Darwinulidae.
UUGCAGGUUUAUACUAUUUAAACCUUCACUUUUACUGUAUUACAGGCGUUCUCCAUGGUUUUAGUAAUGAGGUUUGAUGGCUUAAUACUUCCACAUGCUGACCUUGAUAUGUAAUCGUGAAUGAGACCUGCCUCUUGAUCUUUUGCUAUGUGGCUCGUGAUACAAGAGUGACCCCCUUCGAUUGGUUGUUUAAGCUGAAAAGAAAGAGUGAUGGAUACGCUAUUGACAGAAGUUCCAAGUUCUCUAAAGCAAUUGGCUCGACUUGUGGUACGUGGAUUUUACUCCAUAGAAGAUGCACUCAUCAUUGACAUGUUGGUUCGGAACCCAUGCAUGAAGGAUGAUGAUAUAUGUGAGCUUUUGAAGUUUGAGAAGAAAAUGCUGAGAGCACGAAUUGCAACUCUCAAGAAUGACAAGUUCAUUCAAGUACGCCUGAAGAUGGAGACUGGUCCAGAUGGUCGUGCACAAAGGGUUAAUUAUUAUCACAUCAACUACAAGACAUUUGUGAAUGUCGUGAAGUACAAACUGGAUCAUAUGAGAAGGAAGAUGGACACAAAAGAAAGAGAUGAGACAAGUCGGGCAUCUUUCAAAUGCCCCAGUUGUCUCAAAACUUUCACUGACCUUGAGGUAUACUCCUAUUCACCAAAGGCUUCCCUUUUUAUUCCAUCCCUAAUCACAGCCUUGUCCAUGCAUGGCAGUAUGUAUGACUUUGAAAAUGAAAUAAACCUGGAC